Molecule: messenger RNA, 1449 nt
Organism: Oncorhynchus gorbuscha (pink salmon)
Lineage: Eukaryota; Metazoa; Chordata; Actinopteri; Salmoniformes; Salmonidae
Exons: 7
Coding region: 1-768 (255 amino acids)
Source: RefSeq, a predicted model, not a curated record
AUGUCGCCAUUCCAAUGCGUGCUGGGCUACCAGCCGGUCCUGGCUCCGUGGCAUCAAGAGUCAGAACUAAGCUCCUGCGGUGGAGGAGUGGGUCUGCGGGCUUGCAGACUACUUUUUGACAAGGGAAUUUUCACUGUGUAUGUACUUGUAUUUGGAUCUGGUACGAAACUUUUUGUCACAGACAACAAUAGUGUACAAAAUCCCAAAGUGACGGUCUACCCAGCAUCCAAACCUGAGCCAAAUAGGAAAACCACCCUGCUAUGUCUGGCUAGAGACAUGUUUCCAGACUUGGUCAAGAUUUCAUGGAAGAUGGUGGAUGAAAAUGGCCGAACAGUAGAGGUACCCAAAGCAGAGAGGGAAGAGCUGGAGCAGAGGGAGGAAGGAUGGACGACCAGUAUGAUCAUCAUUGAUAAAGACAAGACAUACAGGAACAAAUACAGCUUUUCUGUGGAGCAUGAAGGGGGCGCUCAAUAUGUUGACAUUCCAGAAGAGGAACCAACUGAAGCUUCUCUAACCACCAUGGCUGCACCAGCCACUUUGCACGUUACCUAUGAUGAACCAACUGAAGGUCCUCAAACCACCACGUCUUCACCAACCAGUCUGCAGGUUACCGACGAUCCCUUCAAGUCCAUAUGCAGUCUGAACCUGGCCUCUCUGGUUUACACAGUGAUGAUAGUGAAGAGCAUGGUGUACUGCUAUGGGCUCUCUUUACUGCUGCACUACAGGAACAUGGGAUGUAGACCCAAAGCCUCUACACAAAUUCAUUAAAAUGAUAUCCUUAUAUAAAGUGUUUCCUUCCUUAAAAUUAAUAUCACAUAAUAUUUACUUUGAUGAUUGUGGGAGACACCCACUGCAGACACUUGAAUAUAGUUUAGGUAAGGAGAGCAAAUCUUGAUGGUAGAAAUAUGAUUGAAAUAUUGACAGUUUUAUUAAAGAUGCCUUGCAAUAUGUCAUAGCGUCAAAUUACUUUUUUACAAAAUCUGUAUUUGAUUUAUGCAAAAAUGUUUACCUAAUCAUCAUAUUUCUUUAAAUAUGCCCAUAUUAAAUAUAUAGGCCCUUGAGUUCUAAAUAUGUAUCAUUAUGCAAAAUAAUAUUUAGUAACUUGUCAUGUGUGUAAUGAAGUGUAUUUUUUCUCGUUUUCUGAAAGUAUUUCAUAUCUUCAUAUUUCAUAUUUCACUUCAUAUUAUUUCAGUCAUUUACCAUGCAUAAUAGAAAAUCCAGCUUUUUUUGCUUUUAAAAACUAAACUGAUCUAUGAGUGAAAUCAUUCAUUUGUGAUUUUUUACAUUGAUACAAUGUUGUUGUUUAUUCAUAUUCUUUCAAAUGGGGAUGGCUUUAAUUAUCGCUGCUUUCACGAAAGAAAUUUAAAACAAACAUGGUUCUGCAAUGUAUUGUAUAGCCUACAUUUUGUACAGUUCCGUGCUAUUUUGAAUGAGGAAACUGUCACCAUA